Messenger RNA from Aspergillus fischeri NRRL 181, 1461 nucleotides. It is a transcript of the gene aclA, whose product is annotated as putative ATP citrate lyase subunit (Acl). The coding region runs from base 1 to 1461 and encodes 486 amino acids. The transcript is spliced from 2 exons. The record is from RefSeq and is a predicted model, not a curated record. Lineage: Eukaryota; Fungi; Ascomycota; Eurotiomycetes; Eurotiales; Aspergillaceae. Gene Ontology annotation, molecular function: succinate-CoA ligase (ADP-forming) activity. Gene Ontology annotation, cellular component: succinate-CoA ligase complex. Gene Ontology annotation, biological process: tricarboxylic acid cycle; succinyl-CoA metabolic process.
AUGUCCGCCAAGUCGAUUCUUGAAGCUGAUGGCAAGGCCAUCCUCAACUACCACCUCACCCGGGCUCCUGUCAUCAAGCCGACUCCUCUCCCUCCUUCCUCCACCCACAACCCUCCUCCCAGACUUGCCUCCAUCUACUUUCCCGAAGACGCCGCUGUGAAGGAUGUCUUGGACCAGACGGAGGUUGUCUACCCUUGGCUGCUGACUCCCGGCGCCAAGUUCGUCGCUAAGCCAGAUCAAUUGAUUAAGAGACGGGGUAAGAGCGGUUUGCUCGCUCUGAACAAGACUUGGCCCGAGGCCAGAGAGUGGAUUGAGGCCCGUGCUGGCAAGGAGAUCAAGGUCGAGACUGUCACCGGUGUUCUUCGCCAGUUCCUGGUUGAGCCUUUUGUUCCCCACCCUCAGGAGACUGAGUACUACAUCAACAUCAACUCCGUGCGAGAGGGUGACUGGAUCCUCUUUACACACGAGGGUGGUGUGGACGUUGGCGAUGUUGAUGCCAAGGCCGAGAAGCUUCUUAUCCCCGUGAACCUGAACAACUACCCCUCCAACGAGGAGAUUGCUGCUGCUCUCUUGAGCAAGGUGCCCAAGGGCGUCCACAAUGUCCUGGUUGACUUCAUCUCCCGUCUCUACGCCGUCUAUGUCGACUGCCAGUUCACCUACCUUGAGAUCAACCCUCUGGUUGUCAUUCCCAACGCUGAGGGUACCUCCGCGGAGGUGCACUUCCUUGACCUUGCCGCUAAGCUUGACCAGACAGCUGAGUUCGAGUGCGGUACCAAGUGGGCUAUUGCCCGCAGCCCUGUCAACCUUGGCCUGGCCACCGUUCCCCAGGCUGACGGCAAGGUCAACAUUGAUGCUGGCCCGCCAAUGGAGUUCCCCGCUCCCUUCGGUCGUGAGCUGAGCAAGGAGGAGAAGUUCAUUUCCGACAUGGAUGCCAAGACCGGUGCUUCUCUCAAGCUGACUGUGCUCAACGCCAAUGGCCGUAUCUGGACUCUGGUCGCUGGUGGUGGUGCCUCCGUCGUGUACGCCGAUGCCAUUGCCUCCGCUGGUUUCGUCAGCGAGCUCGCCAACUACGGUGAGUAUUCCGGUGCUCCCACCGAGACUCAGACCUACAACUACGCCAAGACCGUUCUGGACCUGAUGCUGCGCGCACCUAUGCACCCUGACGGCAAGGUUCUCUUUAUCGGUGGUGGUAUCGCCAACUUCACCAACGUGGCCUCGACGUUCAAGGGUGUCAUCCGUGCGAUCCGCGAGGUCGCUCCUGUUCUCAACGAGCACAACGUCCAAAUCUGGGUUCGUCGUGCUGGUCCCAACUACCAGGAGGGUCUCAAGAACAUCAAGGCUGUUGGUGAGGAGCUGGGUCUUAAGAUGCACGUGUACGGUCCUGACAUGCACGUCAGUGGUAUUGUCCCUCUUGCUCUGCUGGGCAAGAAGACCGAUAUCAAGGAGUUCGGUUCUGCUUAA